Durusdinium trenchii is the source of this 259-nucleotide messenger RNA. Lineage: Eukaryota; Dinophyceae; Suessiales; Symbiodiniaceae. The record is from the annotation of a GenBank genome assembly.
GAGCUCAGCAACGCAACCAAGAAGUCUGAGACCAAACUACGGGAGAGGGCGCAAGCAUUGCGCAACGUUGAUCUCUACAUCAUUUUAAACCCCAAGACCCUUCAGCAGGCUAGUCCUGAGUGGAUCGACAAGUAUGCGAGCACCACCGAGAUUUCAAACUUGCUUGGGGGCUACCAGCACAUGUUGGAUCCAAGUGAUGAUGAAGGUUCAGAUGAUACCGCUGAGUAUAGUUUGCCGGGGGACGAAGAAGGACUUCGAU